AUGAAUUUUUAGAACACCAUAUUUUUUUUGCUGUUAUUUUAUAAUGUCUAAACAGCCAUAGAGACGCCAUGCACGUUGAGAGAGUAGAAAAUGAGAAAAAUUUUGAGAGGAAACUCUAAAAAUGUGUUAUCCUUUCAAAGUGGUGGCUUACUCACCACAGCAAGGAUUAAUUAUUAUUAACCUGGUUUUUAUAGUAGUAUCCCAACCAGAGAUACUAUUUAUAUAGUAAAUUUUUUAUUUGGAUUUACAUAUUGUGCACUAACUUAGUCAUUGGAAUUUCGAACAAUGUAAUCUUAUGAGAUAAACACAGUUUUCUUAAGUUUGUGGGAUUACACAUAUAGAACAUACAAUUUUUAGGUUUUUAUUAGUUUCAAUGGGAUUGAAAACCUAGUAUUUGACAGUUUAGCGGCUACAGGAAGUAUUUACAUAAAAUUCGCAGAAUAACAAGUCGAUACAAUUCGAUAUUAUAAUAGAGGAGGAAGCACUGAUAACUUUGCACUAAUUUUAAUUAAAGUUGAAGCAUUCUAUAAACGUUGA
Paramecium tetraurelia is the source of this 537-nucleotide messenger RNA. RefSeq lists its product as uncharacterized. The record is from RefSeq and is a predicted model, not a curated record. The transcript has a single exon. NCBI's taxonomy places the organism in Eukaryota, Ciliophora, Oligohymenophorea, Peniculida, Parameciidae.